Messenger RNA from Plenodomus lingam JN3, 582 nucleotides. RefSeq lists its product as uncharacterized. NCBI's taxonomy places the organism in Eukaryota, Fungi, Ascomycota, Dothideomycetes, Pleosporales, Leptosphaeriaceae. Gene Ontology annotation, molecular function: succinate dehydrogenase (quinone) activity; ubiquinone binding; heme binding. Gene Ontology annotation, biological process: tricarboxylic acid cycle; mitochondrial electron transport, succinate to ubiquinone. Gene Ontology annotation, cellular component: membrane; mitochondrial envelope. The record is from RefSeq and is a predicted model, not a curated record.
AUGGCCUCAAUCAUGCGUCCCACUCUCGCCAGGCAGGUCUUUGCCCAGUCCGCCGUUGCUCCCCGCAUGCUGUCCACCGUCACCACCUCUACUACCCGAUCCAUCACCCAACAGCUUCGGCCCACCCUCCAGCGCGCAGCAGUCCCCAAGUCGACACGCAUCGCCGCCUUCCACGCUACACAGCGCAACCAGAUUCUCCCCCCUCUACCACAGAAGAUCGAGGGAACUACGAACGACCCAGUGCCUGUACCCAACCCAGAUUACACGCACGGCAGCUAUCACUGGACAUUUGAAAGAAUCGUCUCUGCCGGUCUGAUUCCCUUGACCAUCGCGCCCUUCGCCGCUGGAUCACUCAAUCCCGUCACCGAUUCAAUUCUCUGCGCACUCUUGGUCAUUCACUCGCACAUUGGCUUUGAGGCGUGUAUCAUCGAUUACUUCCCGAAGGCUCGUAUCCCCAAGAUUCGCGCUGCUGCGAACUGGGCGCUGCGUCUCGGAACUCUCACUCUGGGUGUUGCCCUGUACUCUUUUGAGACAAAUGACGUUGGAAUCACCGAGGCUGUGGCGAGGCUAUGGCACGCGUAG